AUGCCCAUAUCCCACUCUCCACCCCACACGGCCCCCUCCCCCUCCCCCCCUCCAAUCCCCCACACCACAACACCCCCCCUCCACUCCCACCCCCUCCCCCCCACCAAUUCCCCCGACCCCAAACCCCCCCCCCCUGCUCUCUAUCCCCAUAUCCACCUCAACACCCUCCACCGCCCCUCCCCUCGCCCCCCCCCCGCCCCUGACACCAAGCCCCCCCACCACCACCCUCCAUCCGACCCCUCCUACCUCCCCCCCCACUACGAGCCCACAAUCCCUCUACCUCCCCCAACCACGCGGGACCGCGCUCAGCUCCCCCCUCAUACUCCCCCCCCCACAUCCCUCUACUCCAAGCUCAUACCGACCCCCACCACCCCUCAGCCCCCUCCAAUAUCAAUCCCACAGCCACCCCUAACCACUACUCUCCCUUCCCAGCCCCCCCCAAAGACAUCCCCCCCCCCCCCCCCCCGAAACCCCCUCGUCCCACCCCCCCACAACCCCCCCACCCACCAACACCGCCACUCACGCUCCACAAACCCCCCCCGAAAACCCUCACGGUACCCCUACCACCUUCUGCCCGCCACUAGUAGCACCCACCGCGCUCGCCCCCCCCCUCCGUACAACAACCCCUAA
This is a messenger RNA of Homalodisca vitripennis (glassy-winged sharpshooter), 630 nucleotides long. Its product is annotated as protein TRACHEARY ELEMENT DIFFERENTIATION-RELATED 7A-like. Bases 1 to 630 code for a protein of 209 amino acids. The record is from RefSeq and is a predicted model, not a curated record. The transcript has a single exon. NCBI's taxonomy places the organism in Eukaryota, Metazoa, Arthropoda, Insecta, Hemiptera, Cicadellidae.